AUGCCACCAGUCGCUCAUGACAAGGAAGGAGGGCAGUCGUCGUCUCUGAAGACUGCAAGCAAGGACUCCAAACAGCCGGUCCGGACCCGCUCGAGAGCGAACUCGAGCAGUGAAGGGUCAUCGAGUUCUGGAUUGACAUCGGACCUGAUGACACCCAAUGCGACUCCUAGAAACAAGUACACACAUAUUACAAUCCUCAAAUCGCUGAAUAACACAUUUGAGACCAAAAUCCUGGUCGUACCGUUCAAACCAGACGGCUUGAAAUUAGGAAGACCAAUCGCCAACUCUACACUGCCUCAGGGCGCGAAACAAGAUCUACAAUCGCAAGUAAGACCGGAUAACGGUAAUUUUGACUCAAGAGUUUUGUCCAGAAAUCAUGCCUCUCUCAGUUGCGAGCCCUUCUCUGGGAAAAUCUACAUAAGGGAUCUAAAGUCCUCAAACGGAACUUUUGUGAACGGUGCUCGAAUUACGCAAAACGACGUUGAACUCCAGGUGGGGGAUAUUAUUGAUCUGGGCACAGAUAUUGACGCAAAAUUUGAACACCGGAAGAUCAGUGCAUUGGUAGAGGAUAUUUCCGUCAUUCCACUGAUACACGACGAUGAUGUGUUUUUUAGUGGGAUUGACAAUACGAAAGGGACCUCAUCUAAUGGAUCCUCUUUUGCAAAUAAUAAAUUUGUGGCACCCAACGCUCAGCGAGCUGCAUUUGCAGCAGCGAUGUUUGGUGAUGUUAACAAUCUUGACUUGGAGGGAUCACUGUUAGGAUCGGAAACUGAGAUUUUGAGCGGUAUAUUCAUCAACAAUUCCAUUGGCACUAGCCCAAAUCUCAUAAACGUCAUAAAGACGCUGGUGACUGAAAUAUCAUUGGAAAGGCACGAAUACGAGAAAAUGAAAUCCAUAGAGAGAUUUCUGGUUCAAUUCUCUACCAGCUUAGAACACAUCAACAAGCUGCGAGUCGAGAAUAACGACAUGCAAUUGGUACAAUUGCAAAAUGCCCUCAAGCAAAAACUUAAUGACAAACAUGAUGCCUCAAUUCAAGUCCACGUCGAGCGGCUGAACAAGAUUGAACGAGAAAACGCGAAUCUACGAAACCAAUUAGAAGAAACGGAAAAGCACGAAUCCGAUGAAAUCACAGGCUUAAAACGAGAAAUUGAAGACCUGAACACUAGACUAGAGGUAGAGAAGUUCAAGAAUGCCCAACUGCGAAAAAGCAAUGAGGAAAUAAGAAACUCUACAAGGCGCUCACGGGAAGGACAGACCUUGAACAAAGCUGAUAGUAUAUCGGAAGACACCGGUAUAAAGAAGAACAGAUCCACGAUACUAUUAAGUGCCUUCACAAUAGGAAUAGUUGCCGCAGCGUUUCAGUAUAGCUCAAAAAAAUGA
Messenger RNA from Lachancea meyersii CBS 8951, 1380 nucleotides. The record is from the annotation of a GenBank genome assembly. NCBI's taxonomy places the organism in Eukaryota, Fungi, Ascomycota, Saccharomycetes, Saccharomycetales, Saccharomycetaceae.